Nerophis lumbriciformis (worm pipefish) is the source of this 3104-nucleotide messenger RNA. Its product is annotated as oxysterol-binding protein-related protein 7-like. Gene Ontology annotation, molecular function: cholesterol binding. The record is from RefSeq and is a predicted model, not a curated record. NCBI's taxonomy places the organism in Eukaryota, Metazoa, Chordata, Actinopteri, Syngnathiformes, Syngnathidae. Gene Ontology annotation, cellular component: cytosol; nuclear membrane; plasma membrane.
UGUGUGGCCAGGAGCUAAUCAGAGCCACGCGCUCCUUCAGUCCGUGACGUGACGUGACGAGGAAGGAAUCUUCUUUCUUCUGCAGGAAACCUGAUUGAUCUUGGUGGUUGGGGACCACUGAGGCAACAAGCAUCAUUACAUCAUGGAGCCUCAGGAGUGUCCGCCAUCUCAGAGCAGCACCCGGUCCAGCAUCUCAGUCUUGGACCAAAUUCCUGCCAAGGUCUUCAAGGCUGCACACUCCAGGAGCAGCAGUGCUGGAUCCACCAGACAUUCCAAGCAGUUUCAGGACUGGGAAGUUGUGGAAGAUUUCCAGAACUCUGUGGUGGACUCCAGUGUACCUGGUCUGUGUGAGGGAGUACUGAUGAAGAGGAGGAAGUACCCGCUCAAAGGCUGGCACAAGAGAUACUUCAUGUUGGAGAAAGGUGUUCUGAAGUACUCCAAGACUCAACAAGAUCUUCAGAGAGGAAAAGUCCACGGCUCCAUGGACGUCAGCACGGCCGUCAUGUCCGUCAACAGAAAUUCUAAACGCAUCGACUUGGACACCGGAGACAACCUCUACCACCUGAGGGCCAAGAGCAGUGACAUGUUCUACAUCUGGCUCACCAAGUUGUCAGCACAUCGAGUGUACCGUAAGAAGGAGGCCAUGGACAUCCAGAGAGGACUUCUUCUCAGCAGCAUGCCAAACAUGGCAAACAUGGCACACAGGAGAAUUUCUCUGCCUAUUUAUGCCAGCUCAGCUCCGGUCUUCCAGACAGAGACAGGAAGUCCGUCGUCUGGUGUGUCCUCACACCCCAGUGUGACCAACAAAGUGUCCGCUUGGCUGCAGCAGACCGACAACAUCGACGCAACGUCCACCGACCUCAGUCGCUGUCAGACCGACUUGGCGGAGCUGAUGCAUCUCAUCCAGCAACUCCAUUGGCUGGAGGGAGGUUUACCUGUGACGGACCGCGAUCUGCAGGUGCGCAUCAGCAUGCAGAAUCUGUCCCUGGAGAAACCCAAGAAGGGAGGAAGGAUGUACGGACACUCCAGGACUUUGUCCCGCGUGGAAGGCAUGGGGCUGUUCAAUUCCAACCAAAUGAGCACCAACUUCAGUUCUCUGCAGUCCAUCCCAGACUACGUCUACUCCCAGCUGUCCAACCCCCAGGUGACGUCACCUGAGGCCAAUAAACUCCACCAGGACGUCUGCAAACUCUCACAAAAAGUUUUCACGAGUCUAAAGUCUGUCCAUGAAGUUCUGACCUUGGAGAGAGAACGACUCAGACAGGCUUGGGCCGCCCCUGAUUUACGGCACACCACCACCCAACAACUGGCCUCUCUAUGCAGCACUUUGUCUGAGCUUGACAUCCAGUCCCAUCAGACCAAGGUCCAUUCCCUGUCCUUGUCCUCCGAGUCUUCUGAGGAUUCCUUCUGUACUGUCCAAGCAGAGCAGAGAGGUCCUAUCCAGCGAGCUCCUUCCGUGGCUGACUCUAUGGCCGAGUAUUUCGACGCCAGCGAGGUGCUGGUGUGUGAAACCUCCUCUGAGGCAGAAGCUUCUGACGAGUCGGGUUUGAGUGACAUCACCACGACGACCAGUACCUCGGAGCCUGAGGAAGGACAUGCCAGUGUAACUCUGAAAUACCGAGAGAGUCUGAGGAGCGCACCUGACAAACCUUCGCUGAUGUCCGACACAGGUCGUCGCCGUAUCCUCCCAGCGGCGGGGGCAGACAACAGUCAUGUGGGCAUCAUGACCAUCUUGUACAACAACAUCGGCAAGGACCUGUCUCGCGUGUCCAUGCCCAUCGUCCUCAACGAGCCCGUAUCACUGCUGCAGAGACUCUCGGAGGAGCUAGAGUACUCCCAGCUGCUCGAUAUCGCCAACCGAAUCGACGAUCCGUACGAGAGGAUGGUUUAUGUUGCUGUCUUUUCUAUCUCCGGGUAUGCCUGGGCAUCUUGGCGAUAUCGCUACAAACCUUUUAAUCCUGUUCUUGGAGAAACCUACGAGAACGUCCGAGAAGAUAGAGGAUUCCGAUAUGUCAGCGAGCAGGUGAGCCAUCAUCCUCCCAUCUCUGCCUGCCACGCCGAGUCCAACAACUUCACCUUCUGGCAAGAUCAAAGAUGGAAGUACAAGUUCUGGGGGAAAUCCGUGGAGAUCAUGUCGAGUGGAAACGUCAACGUUACCUUGCCCAGAUAUGGGGACCACUACGAGUGGAACAAGGCGGUGACGUGCAUCCACAACGUGCUGAGUCAGCAGCGCUGGUUGGAACAUUACGGCGAGGUGGUCAUCAAGAACAACUCUAGCGAUGUCUGCACCUGCAAGAUCACUUUUGUCAAGUCUCGAUAUUGGGGGUCUGACGGCACCAAGAACGAGGUCCAAGGUGUGGUUCUGGACCGGGCGGGCAAAGUUGUCCAUCGCUUUGGAGGACUUUGGCAUGAAGGCAUCGUCUGCGAUACGCUGCCCGCCGCCUCCAAGUGUGUCUGGAAGCCCAACGUGCAGUCCGAGGAUCACGUCGACUUCUAUGGUUUCUCACAAUACGCCAGAGAACUCAACGAACUUCCAGCUGACCUGAGAUCAGUUCUUCCUCCCUCUGACACGCGCUUCAGACCGGAUCAGAGGCUGUUGGAGGAGGGCCAGGUUGCAGAGGCGGACAGGAAGAAGGACCAAGUGGAGGAGAAGCAGAGAGAGCGAAGGAAGGAGAUGGCCAAGCUAGGACAGGAACACGUUCCACGGUUCUUCAGGAAGGAGAAAGAUGCUGGACAGGAAGUUUGGAUCUACAAUGGAACUUACUGGAAGGUCCGUGAAGAUCCAGGAUUUUCAAAGAGUGACAACCUAAUCUUGUGGUGAAGACCAAAGACAAAAAAACAUUUCUCUGUGAUUAGUGACUCUGUAAUGUUGCUGCUGCCAAGAUGGAGUCUGAGGUUUGAUGGCAAACAUGAUCUUCUCUUCUUAGAUAUGGCUCAAGAACCUAUGACCAACUUCUUCAUGGAAUAUAAUCUUUGUUGUUGGACUUGUAGAAGUCUUCAUAUCAAAUGUGUGAGGGACCUUCAUGAUUGUUCAUGUUGGAGACCCUCCACUUAGUCCUUUUAACACCAAAUAUUCCUCACUUUAAAUAAAAUGUUUGAUAAGA